CUGUUGAGAGAAAAGGAAAGGUAUAGAAAGAAGAGAGAGAAACACACAGAAAUUGUUAGAGAGAGAAAGUCACCCACUCUAGUCUCUAUAUGCCCUUUGAACAAUUAGAUUUCACCUAACAACCAAGAACCUUUCUUUACCCUAUCAAUUUAAUUUUCUUUUUUUAUUUGGAAUUCUUGUUUCUUACAUCAUUUUUUCUUCCCUUUCGGGGGAUUAGGUUUCUUUUUUCUUGUUGUUGUUCUUGUUAAUAAAUCAAAUAUGCUUUGGAAAAGAUACAUGCUUCAAUCCAAUUCUUUUUGGGUUUUAUCUUGCCGUUGGAAUAUGUGCAAUUUUUGUCCAGUUUAGGUGUUUUGCUGCAUUUGGUUUCAGUUUUGGUUUCUGGGUUUUUCUAUUCAUACUGUAUAGGAAUAAAGAUUGGACCUGUUUAUUAAGCUUGAAUCCAAAUUAUUUUUUAGGGUUUUGUUUAGUGCAAAUUAGAAAAUGUAUAUUGAAGAACUGAAGGAGGAGAGGGAAGUAGUUAACAGGGAGGAGAAGUUUUGUGAUGAUACUUGUGAAGGUCCAUUGGCUGUUUCGGAUACGAAAAGGGCUUUGGUUGGAGCGGGGGCUCGUGCUCUUUUUUAUCCUACAUUGCUGUAUAAUGUUGUGAGAAACAAGAUUCAGACCGAGUUUCGAUGGUGGGAUAGGGUUGAUGAGGCGAGCGGCGAGCGUGGCGAGGCAGGCCCUUGUCGCCUUUUGUCACCUCUCGCCGUCCAUAACACUGUGUCAUACAUUGAGUUCAUACUGUUAGGAGCUGUUCCAUUUCCUACUGAUGUCCCUCGCUUGAAGGCUCUAGGUGUUGCUGGAGUGGUCACGUUGAAUGAAUCAUAUGAGACUUUGGUCUCAACGUCAUUAUAUCUUGAUCAUGACAUCAAUCACUUGGUGAUUCCUACCAGAGACUAUUUUUUUGCACCAUCAGAUGGAGAUAUUGACCGAGCUAUAGAAUUCAUCCACAGUAAUGCAUCUUGUGGGAAGACAACGUACGUACACUGUAAGGCCGGCCGUGGACGUAGUACAACCAUUGUCCUUUGCUACCUGGUCAAACACAAGGACAUGACACCUGAGGCUGCUUAUGAUUAUGUCAGAUCCAUCAGACCAAGGGUGUUGUUGGCCCCCUCUCAGUGGCAGGCUGUUCAAGAAUACUACACAAGAGUAAAAAAUACUGAUAAUGAUGUUUGUAGAGAUGAUAAUUCAUCGAAAAUGCUUGACGUUCCAGCUCAAAAAGAAGUUGCUGUCUUUGAUGAUGGCUCGGUUGUUCUAGUCUCUGAAUGUGACCUUGAUGGAUAUGAUGAAAGUGUUGAGUCAGAUCUAACACGUAACGAAGUGUUAGUGGAUUUAAACCUUGCAUGUAGAGGAGUUCAAGUUGCUCGCCAAGCAGCAAUUUCUCGGCUUUCAUACCUUUGGCUUCGCUAUCAUUCAACGAAGAAGCUGGGAAGUAUUGGCGUUGACAUCCAUGUUUAUUGAGAUGUCAUAUAUAUCCUAGGCUGUUGUCUGUUGUCCUUUUUAUUGGUGGUAAUAUUAGAUGUAUCCUCCCACCCCUUUUUCGUGUCCUCUGAGGAACUACAUCAAAAUUGUUGGAAAAAUGUAACUUUGAAGUUGUGAGAAGAGAAAGAUUCAACAAGUGUGCGUAGUUUAAUAAUAUGAAAGUGUUGCGAAAGAGCAUAACUGUAAUCAGUUGAGUUGUCUUUGUAAGGAAAUUCGUAUUACUGAAUUUUGAUGUGUCUAA
Messenger RNA from Solanum lycopersicum (tomato), 1762 nucleotides. Lineage: Eukaryota; Viridiplantae; Streptophyta; Magnoliopsida; Solanales; Solanaceae. The record is from RefSeq and is a predicted model, not a curated record.